UAUUUUCUUACAGCACCAACACUCGGAUUUUAUCAUUCCGCUCCUCCGUUUCUGGUUUGCCCUUCUCAUUAGUCCGUGCUUCGCUUCAUUUCCCCGCUGCUAUCGCCACCGUCUCCAUCGCCGCGGGCAAUCAUCUUUCCCCAGGAUUGUGAUUUUUUAUAAUUUGUUUCGAUCACUGAAGAUGAGCAGAUCUGAACGUUUGAAGAAGCAUGGAAAAAGUAAUAAGCUUUCUGGUGAUAAAUAUGAUGAAGAGGGUGUAGAGAGUGCAGCUCGGACCAGGCCACUCAGUCUUGAAGAGAUUUUACUUAGAAGAAAAAACAAAGAAUUACUUGAAAAAGUAAAAGACUCUGCAAAGGAAGCUUGGAAUGUAUCACAUGGAACUUCUGAGAAUACUACUGAUUAUUUUGAGUCAGGGAGGGGUUAUAAAUGUGACAAAACCUUAUCGUCCAUUGUGGAAAAGCAUGCCUUGGAGGAACCAGAGAAGUUAAGUUCUAGAAAGAAGGCUGAAAGCACUUCUAGAAAGGAAUAUAAUUUAGCUGGUGCGAAAGACAGAGGAGGUUAUGAUUCAGAAACCAAACUAUGUGCUGAUUUAAGUAAUAUGGGCUGGAUAAAUAAAAAUAGUAAAACUAGCAGAGAGAUGCAUAGUAGAAGGAAAAAUGAUGGAAGGGUGAUUGAUAAUUCUGAGCAUGAAGCUGAAAACAAACGAAUAAGGGAUUCAACUAGUAGGGAUAAAUAUUUAGAAAUAGAUAGGGAAAGAUCUCAAAGGAAAGUAAAGAAGAUGUAUCGUACUGUAGAUGAUGAAAGUCCUAGGGAAUAUAAAACUGAAAGGAAUCGUAAUGAAGAUACAUAUGAUUGUGGGAAAAGGAAAAAGUGGUCAAGUGAUCAUUCUGAAAAUGUAGUUGAAAAGAAGCAUCAUUUAGAUAUAGGCAGUAAGGAUAGACAUCCAGAGGGUAGAGGAAAAUAUGGAAGAAAAUCCAAGAGCAAAUAUGAAACUGUAGAUGAAGAUAAGGUCCAAGAUAGGAGUGCUGCAAGGAAGCACUCUCUGGGGAAAAAUCCUGAUCCUGAGGAUGGGGAAAAGAAGGAGAGGGAAGAAUCAGUAAAGUCACAUUAUGAAGAAGCAAGGGCAAAGAGGACAUGGUUGGGAAGGCAAGAACAUGAUGAAAGAACAAUGUCUCUAGAUUUUUCACCUAGGGCACAAAGACGCACUUAUGAUGGAGAGCAUAAAGAUUUGCCUGCACAUUCUCUAAAGAACAGUUCUAGAAGAUCACAUUCUGAUGCCGAUAAAGGUAGAGGAGCAACUAAUCGUUCAAGAAGUCACCAUCAUCGACAUGGUGGGUCUAUAACCGGACUUGGUGGCUAUUCACCAAGGAAGAGGAAAACCGAGGCUGCUGUCAGGACUCCUUCUCCAUCGAAGCAUUCUUUGGAGAAGAAAAGAGCUGGAUGGGAUCUUCCCCCUCAGGGGACUGAGAAAUCUUCAGCCUUUAAAGUGUCAAAUGUUACAAUAUCAUCAGCCAUACAUAAUGUGUCUGCUGCAACUUCAGUGGAUCCAGUCACUGUGAAGCCUUCUGUGUCUCAUCUGAAUGAUUCAUCAACAGGGAAGAACACUGACAUUGAUUCUGUCCAACUGACACAGGCUACCCGGCCUAUGAGAAGGCUUUAUCUAGAGAAUCUACCUGCCUCUGCUUCUGAGAAAGCUGUGAUGGAGUCUCUCAAUAACCUGUUGCUCUCUGCAGGAGUAAACCUUAUCCAAGGAGCCCAGCCAUGUAUUAGCUGCAUUUUGCACAAAGAUAAGGGCCAAGCACUUGUGGAAUUUAUUACAGCUGAGGAUGCUUCAGCAGCUCUUUCUUUUGAUGGAAGUACAAUUUUUGGUUCCACUGUCAAAAUUAGACGCCCCAAAGACUUUGUUGAAGUUGCUACUGAUGACCUAGAGAGAUCUGUGGAUGCUGAUGUUACAAAUACAAUUAGUGAUAUUGUAAUUGAUUCACCGGAUAAGAUCUUCAUUGGUGGAAUUUCAAAGCUUCUUUCAUCCGAGAUGCUUAUGGAAAUUGCGGGUGCAUUUGGGUCUUUGAAGGCUUAUCGCUUUGGGGCUGAAGACACUGAUGAACAUUGUGCUUUUCUUGAGUAUGUAGACCACUCUGUUACUCUGAAAGCUUGUGCGGGUCUAAAUGGUUUAAAGUUGGCUGGCAAGGUGCUAACAGUUGUUCAGGCUAUGCCUAAUGCCUCUCCCUUGGAAAAUGAUGGACAACCGCAAUCCUAUCGGAUUCCAAAUCAUGCAAAGCCACUACUCUGCAAGCCAAGUGAGGUUUUGAAGAUCAAAGAUGUGUUCGCCACGGAAGCUCUCUCUUCUAUGUCUAGUGUGGAAAUUGAAGAAAUUUUGGAGGAUGUACGAUUGGAAUGUGCAAGAUUUGGGACUGUGAGAUCGAUUGAUGUCGUCAAGCAUAGCAGUGACCAGAAUCAAGCAGCUGAGUCAGAAAAACGUGAAGCUAUCAAUGAUAUGAGAUCUAAUGGUGCUUCUCAAGAUUGUGAGUGUGAUAACAAGAAUCACGGAUCUGAGAUGGCUGCUUACCUGGGAGCCGAUUCCACAACAAAUGGAGUGGAGUGUGAUCAUGGCAAUAAGGAGAUCCGAGAAGAUAAUUCUGGUGGUGGCGCUGAUGUUGAUGAGCUCACUGAUCAAUUUUCUGAGAGUAAAUCAUGUCAGGUAGAAAACUUUGGGAGUGAUGCAUCAGUAGAAGGCGUGGAAAAUAAGAGCAUACCCAAUGUUAUGAGCCAAGAAUGCUAUGAUCAUCACAAUAUAUACAAAGGAGAGUCAGAAUUGCUUGAUAACAUGGCUGCUGAUGAUAUCAGCAUAAAUGUUGAAAACAAGUCGGUGGCUAACAGCACCAUUGUAGACUUGAGUGAUCCUAAUGCCAGUUUAGGCCCAGAAUUAGACGGUGCCAAAGAGGUGAGAAGUAAUGAAGACUUAAGUGAUCCUAAUGCCAGUUUAGGACCGGAAUUAGACGGUGCCAAAGAGGUGAGAAGUAAUGAAAACAUAAGUGAUCCUAAUGCCUGUUUAGGAACAGAUUUGGGUGUUGCAGAUGAGGUGAAAAAUAAUAAAGAUGAAGUUGCUGAUCAUAUCUUUGAACCAGGCUGUGUUUUUGUGGAGUUUCGAAGAACUGAAGCAUGUUGCAAGGCAGCAUAUUGUCUCCAUGGACGUUUCUUUGAUGGCAGAAUGGUGACAGUGGAAUAUGUUGCUCUCAGUUUAUACAAGGCUAGGUUUACAAAAUGAGAAUUUUGGCAAUCAGAAUGGUGAAAAUUUCCAUGCAGGUUCUGAUAUCAUUACGUCAGUUUUUAUCCGUUCAGUCUGGUUAUUGCUUUUCAGCGGUAUUGAAGUACCCUCGUGAGGGCAUUAAAUUGAUGUAUUAGGCCACUAGUGUGUUGUUUUAACAGUGGCACUGGAGUUGACAGAAUGCUUCCUGGUGUCCAAUUUAUAGGAACAUAGUGGUUAACUAACAGGAAUGAAACAGCCAAGCUAUCUGGAGAUUUUAGGUCCUAUUUGGAGAGAUCAACCCUGUUUCAGGUUGUGCCGCGGGCUUUACAUUGUUGUAUGCCUAGAUAGGUAGUAUUUGUUCCAUUUAUAUUGACCAGCAACCCUGCAUUAUCUAAUAUCAUUCAAACUUAAUAGCCCGA
Messenger RNA from Neltuma alba, 3666 nucleotides. RefSeq lists its product as uncharacterized. Gene Ontology annotation, molecular function: RNA binding. NCBI's taxonomy places the organism in Eukaryota, Viridiplantae, Streptophyta, Magnoliopsida, Fabales, Fabaceae. The transcript is spliced from 10 exons. Bases 182 to 3265 code for a protein of 1027 amino acids. The record is from RefSeq and is a predicted model, not a curated record.